Messenger RNA from Manduca sexta (tobacco hornworm), 1384 nucleotides. It is a transcript of the gene Dpit47, whose product is annotated as DNA polymerase interacting tetratricopeptide repeat-containing, protein of 47 kDa. Bases 203 to 1357 code for a protein of 384 amino acids. Gene Ontology annotation, molecular function: Hsp90 protein binding. The transcript has 4 exons. The record is from RefSeq and is a predicted model, not a curated record. NCBI's taxonomy places the organism in Eukaryota, Metazoa, Arthropoda, Insecta, Lepidoptera, Sphingidae.
UAAAAAAAAUUAUAAACGUCAACGGUCAAUCGUUUUGAGGUUAUUUUCGGAUAAUAGAAUAAGAGAAAAAUAAUAAACUAUAAGAUAUUGGAUCGUGAGACCUAAGAAACUAAGAACUAUAAAAAUAAACUUAUUUAUUAUUGGAACUACCGCUGUGCGUUAAAACUUGUUUUAAUUUUAAAGUUAUUUGAUUUAAUGAAUCAUGGCCGAGGAAGUAAAAAACGAAUCCAAAAAACCUAUGACCGACGAAGAAAGGUUAGCCUUAUGUGAAAAAAUGGACAAAGAGCUUGACGAUUUUAUAAAUAGUUUGGAGAGGAAGAGAUACACAGAAGGAUGGGCGGAGGACAAAUGGGAGGAGGAAAUGGACAAGCAUCCUUUUUUCAUGAAGCAAACACCUGAUAACGGAGAGCUGUCUCCGCUUGCGGAAGGUUUAGCUAAACUGAAAUACGAUCCUGAAGAGAACACACCUUUGGAACUGGCCACUAAUUAUAAGGAGGACGGCAACUUUAACUUUAAGCAUAAAAAUUAUAGAUUAGCUAUAUUAGGAUACACAGAAGGCAUAAAACAAAAGUGUGAUGAUGCAGAAAUAAACGCAAGUUUGUACAAUAACAGGGCCGCUGCGCAUUGGCAUUUAAAGAACUACAGAUCUGCUUUGUAUGAUAGUGAAAAAGCUCUUUCUUUCAACCCUAGUCAUAGCAAAGCCAGGCUCCGUGCUGCUAAAGCAGCUCUUGAGGUGGCAAAGUAUGAUACAUGUAUAGGACAUUGUCAGAAGCUGCUGGAAGAUAAAAGUGAUAAGGAGAUUACAGAAUUGCUCAAUAGUGCCAAAAAGAAGAAAUUGGUUAUGGAGCGUGAUCAAAGAAAACAGGCCCGAAUCAAUGCCAAGAAAGAAGAGCAAAAAGACACUGUCAUCCAAGCAAUCAUUGAACGUGGUAUCAAGCUAUCCAAUUGUGAUGAUGAGGAUGACAUAGACUUAUCGAAACUAGAGCCUAGCCUACCCGGGGCUCAAGAUGCUAUAGUAAAUUUAGAAAACGGGAUUUUAAGAUGGCCAAUACUGUUACUGUAUCCAGAAUAUCAAAUGACAGAUUUUGUAAGAGCAUGCCCAGAGAAUGUUCCCUUAUUAAGCCAGCUGGAACAGUUAUUCCCCGCACCAUGGGAUGAGGAGAAUAAAUACAGUUGUAGGACUGUUAAUGUGUAUUAUGAGGGUCGUGACAAGAUGCCACAUAUAGUGGACCCGUUGAAGAACUUAGGUGAUUUGUUGGUGAUGAAGUAUUUUGUAUUGAAGGCAGGGACGCCUGCGUUCUUCGUGCUGCCUCGUGGAAGUAAGGUCGAGCGACGGUUCUUGGAGAGUUAUAUAUAAUUUGUUAAUAAAACAGUUGUUUAUGGA